CAAACAACUGAUAACUGAUAGCUAAUUAGGAUGAUUGAUUUGACUUUUGUUUUUAUCAGUUAAUUUGACUAGAAACACGCUGGAGGGAGCAUUUUGUCGUAAAUUAGUUAAUUCAUAACAAUAAACUCUUUCAACCAAAUAAUUUACUAAAUACUAACAUUAGUUGAUUUGACCACCUUUUUUAUCUAUUUGUACUAAAUUAAGUUAAAUUAUAUCAAAAACCUACAAUUAUUGUCAAAUGUGCAUUUAUUGUAGUAUAAAUUCAUGCAUCAUAGUGAUAACUAAUAAGUGGGCAAAGAAAAUGGAUCCAAACACAAUUUCAAAUGAAAAUUCAAAAGAAUUACUAGAUGCACUAACACAUAUUUGGAACCAUACCUUUUCUUUCCUAAAUUCCAUGGCCUUAAAAUGUGCAAUUCAACUUGAAAUUCCUGAUGCAAUUCAAAAACAUGGCAAACCCAUUACACUAAAAGAGCUAGCUAAUUCACUUUCAAUCCAUCCAAACAAAACCCAUUCAUUAUAUCAAUUAAUGCGCCUUCUCGUUCAUUCGAACUUUUUCAUCAUAAAAAAAUCAACCCCUAAUCAAGAAGAAACAUAUGAUCUAACCCUAAAUUCCCAACUUCUACUAAAAAAUCACCCAUUUAAUCAAUCCCCAUUUGCAAUUCUAGAAAUGGAUCCAAUCAUAACUGAAUCAGCCCAUCAUCUUGAUGAAUGGUUUAAGAAUGAGAAUGAUGAAGAUGAGUCUCCUUUUCAUAUGAUUCAAGGAAAGAAAAUAUAUGAACAUAUUUCAAGUGAGUUGAAAUUUAAUGAUUUGUUUAAUGAAGCUAUGUCGUGUGAUUCUAGAAUAAUCUCGAAGGUUCUAGUGAACAGUAGUGAGUUUAAAGGCUUAGUUGAAGGUGUUGAAUCGUUGGUGGAUGUUGGUGGUGGAGAUGGGACAAUGGGUAAGGCUAUUGCUGAGGCUUAUCCUGAGAUGCAAUGUAUUGUGUUUGAUUUACCACAUGUUGUUAAUGGAUUACAAGGUAAUGGUAGGAACUUAACUUAUGUUGGUGGUCGUAUGUUUGACGCUAUUCCUCAUGCUCAAGUCAUAUUAAUCAAGUGGGCAUUCCACAAUUGGAGUGAUGAAAAUGUGAUAAAGGCACUUAAAAGAUGUAAAGAAGCAUUACCAAACAAAGGAGGCAAAUUAAUAAUAAUAGAAAUGGUAAUGGGAAUCCCAAGUGACAAUGUAAAUUACUCAAAUGCCCAACUUCUUAUAGAUAUGCAAAUGCUGUCUGCUUCAAGGGGAAAAGAAAGAACUGAACAACAAUGGAAAUCUUUGUUUCUUGAUGCUGGUUUUCGUGACUAUAAUAUCUUACCUAUUCUUGGCCCGAGGUCUAUUAUUCAGGUUUUUCCUGCUUAAUAUAAUAAUAACCCAUCUUCUGAAAAAUGCUAUUGUAUUAUACGGCUGUUCUAGGACGAGACGGUUUUAUAAUGACACUGUCAAUUUGGGACGAUUCAAUUCGCGCGUGUAUCAAUUUGGGCAUAUUUUUCAUUUUUUAGACAUUUUUCAAUUUUGAUCUUAAAGGUAUCAAUUUUGACUUAAAAUGUAUCACUUUUCAAAAUUAAUAUCUUUAAGGUUAAAAUUGAUAAAUGCCCAGAAAAUUAAAAUGUUAUUACACGCGCAAAUUGGCCAGCCCAAAUUGACGGUCUCAUAAUGAAACCGCCUCGUCCAAUUGUUUGUGAUUAUUAUAUUAUCUUAUUAUAUCAUAUUAUUGUUGUAUUUUAUUAAUGUCUCUAAAUUAUUGUUGUGUUAAUAUCUCAUCGGACUAUUGGUGUAUUAAUAUCUAAAAUAUUAAGUAUUGUAUUAAUUCUGUAUGAACAUUAUCCACGUUGAGUAAUUCUAUAUCCACAAUCAUAAAAUG
Amaranthus tricolor (Joseph's coat) is the source of this 1895-nucleotide messenger RNA. RefSeq names its product trans-resveratrol di-O-methyltransferase-like. The transcript is spliced from 2 exons. Gene Ontology annotation, molecular function: S-adenosylmethionine-dependent methyltransferase activity; protein dimerization activity; O-methyltransferase activity. Bases 239 to 1393 code for a protein of 384 amino acids. Lineage: Eukaryota; Viridiplantae; Streptophyta; Magnoliopsida; Caryophyllales; Amaranthaceae. The record is from RefSeq and is a predicted model, not a curated record. Gene Ontology annotation, biological process: methylation.